GUGUGUGAACAGAGCAGCUAAGCCGCAGAGUGAGGAAGCAUCGCCCCAGGAGCAGCAGAAGGCUCCCCCCAUUGUCGGGGGCUUCCAUGGGAACAAAAUCUUAGGGCUGAAAUAUGAAGACAUUGACUGUCUGAUCAACGAUGAGCACACUAUUAAAGGCCGAAGGGAAGGGAAUGAGAUCUUUCUGCCUUUCUCCUGGGUGGAGAAGUACUUUGAGGUCUACGGGAAAAUUGCCCAAUAUGAUGGCUACGACCGGUUUGAGUUCUCCCAUAGUUACUCCAAAGUGUACACCCAGAGAGCCCCCUACCAUCCAGAUGGCGUUUUUAUGUCAUUUGAGGGCUAUAAUGUGGAAGUCCGGGACAGAGUGAAGUGCAUCAGCGGCGUUGAAGGUGUGCCGCUUUCCACGCAGUGGGGGCCUCAAGGCUACUUUUAUCCCAUCCAGAUUGCGCAAUACGGGCUCAGCCAUUACAGCAAGAAUCUGACGGAGAAACCUCCCCACGUUGAAACGUAUGAAACGGCGGAAGAGAGGGAGCAGGGCAGCCCACCAGGCAAAUGGACGGUUCCCAAAGGCUGUUUUGUCACCACGUUGCUGGACAAAUCCAGAUUCACAAAUGUCAAGCAGUUUGUUGUUCCUGAGAACUCCGAGGGAGCGUCUCUCCAGCUGGGGAACACAAAGGACUUUGUCAUUUCCUUUGACCUUAAAUUAUUAACGAAUGGGAGCGUUUCAGUGGCUCUUGAGACGACCGAGAAGAACCAGCUGUUUACAGUGCACUACGUCUCCAAUUCUCAGCUGAUUGCUUUUAAGGACAAAGACAUUUUCUAUGGAAUCGGGGCCAGGACCAGUUGGAGCACAAUCACACGAGAUCUUGUCACCGAUUUAAGAAAGGGCGUGGGACUCUCUCACACUAAAGUGGUCAAACAGACCAAAAUUAUGCCCAAAAGAGUGGUGAGGCUGACCGUGAAGGGGAAGGGCUUCAUCGACAACGUCACAAUUUCAACCACUGCCCACAUGGCAGCCUUUUUCGCCGCCAGUGAUUGGCUGGUGAGGAACCAGGAUGAAAAGGGUGGCUGGCCAAUCAUGGUAACCCGGAAGCUAGGAGAAGGGUUUAAGUCUUUGGAUCCAGGUUGGUACUCUGCCAUGGCACAAGGACAGGCGAUCUCCACCUUGAUUAGGGCUUACCUGUUGACGAAGGAGCGUACCUUCCUCGGUUCGGCUCUGCGAGCAACAGCCCCUUACAAGCUCCUGUCGGAGCAACGUGGCGUGAGGGCUGUCUUCAUGAACAAAUACGACUGGUACGAGGAGUACCCAACCUCGCCCAGCUCCUUCGUUUUAAACGGGUUCAUGUACUCUCUGAUUGGCCUGUAUGAUUUAAAGGAAACGGCCGGUGAGAAGCUGGGCAAAGAAGCGAAGCUGCUGUAUGACCAGGGCAUGGACUCCUUAAAGGCCAUGCUCCCCUUUUACGACACGGGGUCAGGAACCAUCUAUGACCUCCGCCACUUCAUGCUGGGCACAGCUCCCAAUUUGGCCCGGUGGGAUUACCACACCACCCACAUCAACCAGCUCCAGCUGCUGAGCACCCUAGACGAGGCCCCCGUGUUUAAAGAGUUUGUCAAGCGGUGGAAGAGCUACCUGAAAGGCGGCAGGGCAAAGCACAAUUAAGCUGAGCUGACAACCAAAACCACCUUUCCUUGGUCCGCGGUGCUUGGGAGUUGCCACCUUUAAGUAGAAAAGUGGGACUUGUGGAACAAGGGUGUCUGCUGUGUGGGUGUGUAUGCUUUUUAUUUAAAAAAAAAUGAUUUCGGUUUUCAAAGAAGUGGUCCUUAAAACCCCUUUAUAAUCAAUUGCAUUCCAGAGGAUAAAUAUUUUAGAGAUGGCACCAGAGCAGGCAUCCCAUAAUUGGACCGAAUCAAAACUUGUUUACUUACCACAGUGAUCCAUGAUGAUACUUAAUGCAGAAUAUAGUGUGUACUUCUGAUUUCCCCUCUUCUUUUAAGAGAAAUUCAUGACAGACUCCCAAUUUUGUUGCCUGGAAUUUUGCAGAAAAAUGAGAAUCCGUUUUCCUUAAAAAGAAAAAAAGUGAGACUUUUUUUUAAAAAAUGUAGCUUUACAACAGCAUUUCCUGUUUGCUUGUAUUCUCCAGAUUGGUUGGUUAUGUUGAUUAAUUUUUUUCUCCUUGUUGAAAAAAAAUCAAAAUGUUUUGGUUUCUGUAUUGAGGGAUAAAUUCCAACAGUGAUUUUGUUGUUAUCUUUUUAAAAUCUCUUGGGGAUGAGACUUUUCCAGGAAUGUUAGCGCCGCUCCUUGGAAGCAGAGGGGGCUGUAGAAGUUACACCUGGUGCUUGUCCACUUCUCAUUUGCCUCUUGGGAGGUUUCCCCAGGCGUUUCUGGUGGGAUGGUAUCCAUCUGUACGUUUGAAUGUUCUUCGAGCACAACUACAAGCAGGUUGAGUUGAUUGCACAAAUAUUGUAGCCAUUUUGACAGUGUCUCCCUUGCCUUGACCUGCGUUCUUCCACCCAAUUUUGAUGCUGUUACUCUUUUACAUGUAACACUGUUUGGUUUUUUUAUAUGUACUGUUGUAUGCAGUUUAUUUUCUUGAGAAAUUUAAACUGUUUCCUUUCAGGCUUGUAUUGAUUGAAAUAUAAUGUAUAUUAUUUGGAAAAAUAUUUCUCUGAUUUUGUUAGAAUGUCUGAAAUACCACAAAUGUUUGGUUGGUUUGCUUGUUUUCUUUUUGCAGCUUUCUCUUGAUUGAGAAAGUGAGUUGAAUGUUUCUGUACUU
Molecule: messenger RNA, 2774 nt
Organism: Notechis scutatus (mainland tiger snake)
Lineage: Eukaryota; Metazoa; Chordata; Lepidosauria; Squamata; Elapidae
Source: RefSeq, a predicted model, not a curated record